Gossypium arboreum is the source of this 1263-nucleotide messenger RNA. Its product is annotated as vesicle-associated protein 1-2-like. Gene Ontology annotation, biological process: endoplasmic reticulum membrane organization. The record is from RefSeq and is a predicted model, not a curated record. Gene Ontology annotation, cellular component: plasma membrane; endoplasmic reticulum membrane. The transcript has 9 exons. The coding region runs from base 150 to 1061 and encodes 303 amino acids. NCBI's taxonomy places the organism in Eukaryota, Viridiplantae, Streptophyta, Magnoliopsida, Malvales, Malvaceae.
GCAUCAUAUUCCAAUAAGUAGGGGUGAAAUCAAGCGGCUAAUGGGUAAAGCUGGAGCCGUUAGUUGAAGAAAAAGGAAAGGCCCACACUCACCCACCGCAACGAACGCCCACAUUCUCCGAUGCAAAGGAACUGAACCAUUAAGUGAUCAUGACUUCUGAGCUAUUGGAAAUUCACCCUCUAGAACUCAAAUUUACUUUUGAGUUGAAGAAACAGAGUUCAUGCUUAAUCCAAUUGACCAACAAGACUGAUCAAUAUGUAGCCUUUAAGGUGAAGACUACUUCUCCCAAGAAAUACUGUGUGAGACCCAACACUGGCAUUGUUAAACCCAAAUCAACAUAUGAUUUUACAGUUACCAUGCAAGCUCAGCGUGUUGCUCCACCUGACUUGAUUUGCAAGGACAAGUUCCUGAUUCAAAGUACAGUAAUUCCAUUUGGAACAGCUGAGGAAAACAUUACAUCCGACAUAUUCUCUAAGGAAAGUGGCAAACACAUUGAAGAAAAGAAGCUGAAAGUAUACCUUAGCCCACCAAAUUCACCUGUUUUGACUGCAAUUAAUGGAGACCUGAAACAAGACAUAGGUCAUGAGACUUCAUCUCCAAGGGAUAAAGCGCGGCAUGGAGUUGAAAACAUACCACCAUCUCAGAAGGUUGCUGAGGAUUUUAUGGGGUUUGAGACUGCAAAGGAUGCAGCAACUAUGGGCACUCAACGGUUUAAAACUUCCGGAGAUGAAACAGAAGAGCUAACUACUGCUAGCGAUUUGCAGUCAAGUGUUGCCAAGGAUGUGCAGCAAUUGAAAUCAUCAAAAGCUGACGAUUUUGAGAACUUGAAGUCAAAGAUAAGUUUUAUGGAUUCAAAACUUAAAGAGGCUGAAGUUACCAUCAUGAAGCUGACACAAGAGAGAAGCAUGGUUGCUCGAGAGACGGACAAGCUUCAAAGUGAAUUAGAGUUUUCGAAGACGAAGUCCAAUGCCAUAAGAAUAACUCAGGUAGGUUUUCCGCUCCUCUACGUAUGCAUGGUGGCCGUUGUCGGUCUGGUGAUCGGAUACUUGAGCAAUCUCUAGGGAGCGAGAACAAGUGAAUCUUUUGUUAUCUUACUAUGAAGUUCUAAGUUCCAACAUUAAAAAAAAAAAAAAAAAGUCUUUUCCUAUAUAUAAUGUUGGAACCUCUUAUUGCUUUUUUAUAUAUAAUUGGAACUUCUUAUUGUUAUUGUAAGUAAAUUGCACAUUUUUUAAAGUGAAUAUGAAGAUAACAAAUACCUGUAAA